Molecule: messenger RNA, 2472 nt
Organism: Ostreobium quekettii
Lineage: Eukaryota; Viridiplantae; Chlorophyta; Ulvophyceae; Bryopsidales; Ostreobiaceae
Source: the annotation of a GenBank genome assembly
AUGCCGAGGGUGGACGCGUGGGAGGUCAAGAAGCCCUCGCGGCCGUCCAUCGAUCUCGGCUUUCCGCGGGGGCUGGAGGAUGUUUACGAAUGGGGCGAGGAGCUGGGCAAGGGCGGCUUCGGCGCCGUGCGGCUGGUGCGCAGCAAGGCCAGCGGGCAGGAGUUCGCGUGCAAGUCGCUGCCCAAGGAACUGCGCGCGCCGGGCGUGUCGGAGAAGCAGCAGGCGCGGCACGUGGAGAUGAUCAAGCGCGAGGUGGCGGUGCUGAAGCGGCUGGUGUGGACGCUCAGCGUGGUGCGGCUGGAGGGCGUGUACGAGGACGAUGAGAGGGUGCACAUCUUGAUGGAGUACUGCCGGGGGGGGGAGCUGCUGCGGUGGAGCGGGCGGGAGAUAUUCAGCGAGGAGAUGGUGGCGAAGAUAAUGCGGGCGGUCCUGCGCACGCUGGCGCAAUGCCACGCGCACAACAUCUUGCACCGCGACAUCAAGCCUGGCAACUUCAUGUUCCUGACCAAGGAGAAGGGCUCGCACAUCAAGGCCGUCGAUUUCGGCAUGGCCGUGUUUUACGAUCCGAAGGAGCUGCCGAGGAGCGACUUGGGCUUCGACGGCACGCCGUGGUUCAUGGCGCCGGAGGUGUUGUCGUCGCAGGUCGUUCCUGCGUCAGACAUUUGGAGCGCGGGAGUGAUGGCGUACCAGCUCCUCACGGGCUACCUGCCAUUCGACGACCGCAAGCACAAGCGGGCGCCCGUGCUGGCAGUGAUCUGGAAGGCAAUCCUCACAGAGGAACCCAGUUUUGAACGCAAAUUUUGGGGCAGCAUUUCUGAUGAGGCGGAGGACUUCGUGAGGAGCCUUCUGCAGAAGGAUCCGGCCAGCCGACCAACAGCGAAGCAAGCGCUGAAGCAUCCAUGGGUCAGGCGUGGUGGUGCAAAGCCCACUCAGCUCUCAGAGACUGUUGUGCAGCGCAUCCAGCGCUUUGGCCGAUCCAGCAUCUUCAAGAGAACAGUUUUGGACAUGAUUGCGGAUGAAUUGCUGCAGAAGUCGAUCAGGGACACACAACCUUCUCCCGAAAAGGUUGUUGAAGUUCGGUCAACCUCGCCAGAACAGAGGUCGGAACCUGACACUUCGAUGGAUGCGGCACAAGAUGGGCCACGGGACCGCCAGGAGCGGACAUGGCACGGCGGCAUGGCCUUCCAACGCAGCUCCAGCCUGCCGACGACAUCGCCGGCUCGUACACACCACGGUGGGGAGUUGUGGUCGGCGAUGGCCAAGAAUGCAUUGCGGGCGGUUGGAAACAGCUUGGUCAGAGGGAGGAGAUUCUUCAGCAACCAGGACCUGACCCGCAUCGCGUCCACGAGCGCAGAGGUGUGGGAGCAGAAGCGCAUGCUGGCCCGUGAGGCCCUGGACACAUCCGUGCACGCCGGCAGGCACUACCAGGACCUGCUGGACAUGGACACCAGCACGGCGCCCGAGACUGAGGAGGACGACUCGUCGGACGAGUCCCUGCCACCGUCGCCGCCCGCGUACCACAUCACGCCCGUGGAGGGCGGCCUGAGGUGCGACCUGAGGGAGGACGAGGGGGAGGGGCCGUCGGGGGCGGCGGAUGAGAACUUUGCGAGGUACUACAUCGCGUCAGCGUCCGCGGGGGUGCCAUUCUCGGAGCAUAUCGCGGGCGAGGCGUCUGAGGAGGAGGAGGACCCCAAGCUCAGUGCCAAAGCUGCCGAAUUGUGCCAGCAUGGGCAGUCCCACUAUAUGCAAUUCUUGGAGGCGCAAGGAGGCACUGUAGAAGAUCCCCCAGACUCUCAUGGUAAUGGAGCAGUUGCCGAUGGCGUUGAGGCUAUGAAGGACAGCAUGCAGAGGGGCCGGCCGGGUGGCCCAUCGAUGCCUGGACCCUUCAGGAGGGGGCGCCCCAAGUCUGCCCUCUCUGCAUCGCUUGACAGGGAUGAGGUGGGCCAUGUGCUGCAGGCACUGCAACUGGAUGAGAAUGGCUGUGCCAGUGUGGAGGAAGUCACAAAGGGGCUGAUGAAGCUUGGCUAUGCCCUUGAGCCUGGUGAAGUGCCAUCCUUGAUGAAGAGCAUGGCCCCUGGAAACGACGGGACUGUGAACCUCAGCCAGUUCCUUGCCAGUCAGGUGGACUGGCAGGACUUGCAGAGGAACUCUCGGGAGGAGUGGCUGAAUGGCGCAAAGCAAGCCUUCAAUGAUUUGGACAAGGAUGCUGAUGGCCGCAUACAAGCCCAGGACAUCUUGGCCGCGUUGCAGCACAAGCUCCCUACAGCAGAGGUGGACGCGGCAGUGGAGCAGGCUGCGAUUGAGUGCUGUGCCGAUGAGUUGGAGAUGGACUUCGAGGGAUUCGUGUCCCUUUUGAGGGUUGACUCGUCAGACUCAUUGGCGUCCCUCGAUGAAUUUGACUCCAGACUUGGAUCGCAUCAUGGACCAUCGUCACAAUACUCUUCCUCGCUGGCAACUGUCCCAGAGCACUGA